AUGUCGAAUCGAACACAAGAAAACACUCCGUUGCUCAUAGCACAGUCUCGACCCUCUUCCUAUCAUGGCGCCUCCACUAGUCCCACAACGGCACCGGUACCAGCACGCAAAGCAACACCUCUUCCACACAAGCAGCUCUUCGUACUAUGCCUCAUGCGCAUGACCGAACCCAUCUCGUUCACCGUCAUCUUUCCGUUUGUCAACGCUAUGCUUCGUGCCAAUCUUCCUUCCUCUGUUCCGUCGUCGCAACUCGGCUACUACGCGGGCAUUGUAGAAUCAGCUUUCGCUUUCGUCCAGUUUCUCACCAUCUUCUGGUGGGCUCGGCUGUCCGAUCGUAUCGGACGCAAACCUGUACUUCUCAUCGGGCUGUUGGGGUCAUUUCUUUCUGUCAACGCGUUUGGAUUUGCAAAGACGUUCCCGCAGAUGGUGCUCGCAAGGUCGAUUGCCGGAUUGAUGAACGGUAACAUUGCCAUACUGAAAAGCGUACUCGCCGAGAUCACGGAUGAGACAAACCAGGCGAGAGCGUUCAGUUUGAUUCCACUGUGCUUUGCGGUUGGGUCGAUUGUCGGCAAUGCGUUGGGAGGCUGGUUGGUAGAUGUGGGCGAGGGAGAGUGGUGGCAGAAGCAUCCUUUCUGGUUGCCGUGUGGCAUCGCUAGCUGCUUCAACCUUUGUGCAAUUGUUUUGGGUAGUUUGUUUCUCAAGGAGACGCUACCGACCAUGGCACGUUCAAAAGGUCAAGAUUCGCCACACCAAAACGAACAGCAACAGGUCAUGGUGGAGGAAGAGAGAGCUCCCUCGAUCUCGUCUAUUUUAUCCUCACCUUUGAUUCGUAGAGUGUUAGGUACGCAAAUGGGGCUCACCUUUCUCAACGCAUGUCAUGCCGCACUGCUCCCUCUGUUUUGCUACACCUCAAUCGCUCACGGUGGUCUCUCUCUCUCAUCAUCCGACAUCGGCACUGUCCUCGCCGUCAAUGGUGCGUUCACGAUCUUUAUCCAGCUCAUUCUCUUUCCGACACUGGAACGACGGCUCGGUGGACCACAACGUGUCUACACUCGCGUUACUGCCUGUCUACCCUUUCUCUGGCUCUGCUUCCCGAUCGCUCACCUACUCGCCAUCCGACACCCAGACAGCAAAGCCAAGCCAAUGGUAGCUUUGUUUCUAUCCAUCAUCCUCAAAGGUAUCAGCAACAUGUCGAUCGUCAGCAGCAAUCUGUUGGUCAACGAUUCCGCCCCGACCAGAAGCAGUCUAGCUACAAUGAAUAGCAUCAGCCAAAUGGCGGGCUGUUUGAGCAGGACCGUGGGACCAACAUUCAGCACGAGCCUGUUUGCGCUCAGUACGAGCAAAGAGCUGUUGGGCGGGCACUUUAGUUGGUUGGUCAUGUUCACGAUCAGCACCACUGUAUGGCUGUUGACGUUAAAGGUAAAGGCGCCGGAGAAGGCGUCGUGGAGAAUCAAGGCUCAGCAAGAGGCAGCAGCAUUCGAGUCGCAAGAGUCGAGACAGAACCAACAAAUACAGACGCAAAUACACGCUCGGUGA
Molecule: messenger RNA, 1536 nt
Organism: Mycosarcoma maydis (corn smut)
Lineage: Eukaryota; Fungi; Basidiomycota; Ustilaginomycetes; Ustilaginales
Exons: 1
Coding region: 1-1536 (511 amino acids)
Biological process (GO): transmembrane transport
Molecular function (GO): transmembrane transporter activity
Source: RefSeq, a predicted model, not a curated record